AAAACCUUAUUCUAGAACCCGCUGCCAAAAACCUUCGUAAAUUUCUUCCUGCUAUAAACUUACAAAAAAAAAUUUAGUCUUUUUCUUUCCAUGGAAUUGGCUUGUGCAAGUUUUCAAGCUUGUUCUAUAUUUCCAGUGAGAUUAAAAUCUUCUAAAGCCACAAAAUUUGAAUCUUCUUUAGCUUUACUUCCUUCCUGUAAAAGUUCAAACUCAUCUCGGAUUCGUUGUUUGUCUUCAAAGUUCUUAAGUUAUCCUGCAUUGUGUAUUAAUCGGGUAAGCGGGCAGCAGCGGUUUUCUCUUGCGGCUGUUGUUGGUGAUAAAACUGCGGUGCCAAAUAAUUGUGAUGAAGAGAAGAUUUCAGAUUCAGAUUCUGCUGGUUCCUCGCUAAUUAAUGAUGAGGUGACCAGAGAUGGGGAAAAUGAUGGUGAUAAAGGUAGUGUUGAGGGGAUGGAUAGCGUUAAAAUGAUCAGAGUAUGUGACAAGUUAAUUGAGGUUUUCUUGGUUGACAAGCCUACGCCGACUGAUUGGAGAAGAUUACUUGCUUUCAGUAAGGAAUGGAACAACAUCCGACCUCAUUUCUUUCAGCGUUGUCAGGAACGAGCUGAUGUUGAAGGUGAUCCUGGAAUGAAGCAUAAGCUUCUUCGACUUGGAAGGAAAUUGAAAGAGAUUGAUGAAGAUAUUCAAAGACACAACGAACUUCUUGAAGUGAUCAAGGGUUCACCAUCUGAGAUUAGUGAAAUGGUUGCUAGACGUCGUAAAGAUUUUACAAAAGAAUUCUUUGUGCAUAUCCAUACUGUAGCAGAAUCAUAUUAUGACAAUCCAACUGAACAAAAUGCUCUAGCAAAGCUUGGGAAUACUUGCUUGGCUGCUGUACAAGCUUACGAUACUGCUGCUGAAAACGUUGAGGCACUUAAUGCAGCAGAGUUGAAAUUCCAAGAUAUCAUCAAUUCACCUUCUCUAGAUGUUGCUUGCCGGAAGAUUGAUAGUUUGGCUGAGAAAAACCAACUUGACUCAGCAUUGGUGCUAAUGAUCACUAAAGCUUGGUCAGCUGCCAAGGAAUCUAACAUGACGAAAGAUGAGGUAAAAGACAUAUUAUACCACUUGUAUAUGACUGCUAGAGGUAAUCUACAGAGGCUCCUUCCAAAAGAGAUUAGGAUUGUGAAGUACCUUCUUACAAUUGAGGAUCCUGAGGAGCGACUGUGUGCCCUAAAUGAUGCCUUUACACCUGGAGAAGAACUUGAAGGGAGCGAUAUGGACAACCUUUACACGACUCCGGAGAAGCUUCAUACCAUGAUGAGAGCUGUGGUGGAUGCUUAUAAUUUCAGCCAUGAAGGCACUCUCUUAAGGGAAGCUAGAGAUUUGAUGAAUCCGAAGAUAAUCGAAAAGCUGGGGGAGUUAAUAAAGAUUGUGGAGAAAAACUUCAUGUGACAUGGAGCUAAGUCGUACUUUGAAUAGCUUUACGUAUAUUUUUUGGUCCAGAAAUCAUAAUCUUUAAUCUCUGCCUUGCUUGAGAAUCUGAAUAUAUAUAGGUGUGAUAACUCUAAAUUUCGGGUUGGUUCAUAGCUCGAGCAGUAAUACUGCCCGUACCCGAGAGCAUCAAAGUAGAGUUACUUCACAACAAAAAUUGGCAAUAGAAGAAGAAUAGUUUUUAGGUGUGAAUGUUCAAACAUACAAGGUGCCAAUGAUCUCCUGCAGAGAUUGAUCUUGUUGUGGUCCCAUAAUUUUCUUUUCUUUUUCUUAAUAUUAGAGCUUGUUAAUUAGAUGUUAUAUGAAUUACUGGCAAA
Molecule: messenger RNA, 1784 nt
Organism: Gossypium raimondii (Peruvian cotton)
Lineage: Eukaryota; Viridiplantae; Streptophyta; Magnoliopsida; Malvales; Malvaceae
Exons: 6
Coding region: 91-1428 (445 amino acids)
Cellular component (GO): chloroplast thylakoid membrane; chloroplast envelope
Source: RefSeq, a predicted model, not a curated record